Molecule: messenger RNA, 12997 nt
Organism: Nilaparvata lugens (brown planthopper)
Lineage: Eukaryota; Metazoa; Arthropoda; Insecta; Hemiptera; Delphacidae
Product: putative mediator of RNA polymerase II transcription subunit 26
Exons: 10
Coding region: 731-8296 (2521 amino acids)
Cellular component (GO): chromocenter; nucleus
Molecular function (GO): DNA binding; chromatin binding
Source: RefSeq, a predicted model, not a curated record
AGCUGAAAUGUUAUUGCCUGUGCAGCUGCAAUCAAAGCAUCCAAGAGAACUAGUUCCGAAUCGCGUCCUUUUCACGCCUGUAUUUUUGUUUUUUUAAAGUGCAUCGUCGGUGUUUAGUUGCCGAGACAUCCGCAAAAGGCGCAAGGCAUUCUGGGAGUCAAUCUUCCAGCAAUAUUUCCUCAUAAUCUUGCAAAAAAUGUUGUCAAAAGUGCUCGUGAAUUCGGUUUUAUCGUGGCGAUUAUUACUCAAGUGAAAGCUGUUAUUUGGUUAAGAUAACAUUCUGCUCUUUCUUACUUAUCUCCUUCAAAUUUACCAGUGAAACUACACGGAUUAGUGAUACCAGGUGUUACUACUUUGCCAGUGUGUUGACAUCCUUGAAUCCUAGUUAAUCAAGUCGGUUUAAUCGGUGCAAUAAAGUGAUUAUGGAAAAGAUUUAUCCACGGUUUUAGUUGGUAUAGUGCGAAAACUUCAAGGUCGUGUUUUUAUCAAUUUUAUGUGAUGUUGGAGCAGUUGGUUGAAGGAACAUACAACUAUUUAUAUGAAUUAUUUACGUCAUGCAGAAAGUGCAGCUGCAGCGAGGUGUAGUGGGGGAUUGGAAGCGACGACGGUCACCUCUGUCUCACAGUGAUGGUUGUUAUGUUGGAGGAGGUGGCACGUGCACAACUAGCAGUCUGCCAGGUGGUAGGAGGUCGUCGUCGCUGCAGAGCACCAGGAGUUCACAGGCAGGAAGAUGGCUGGCAAGUCUGAACCUGGUCCCUCAGCAGCACAACCGGUGUUAGUCUACGUAUCAGGAGAAAAUGGCUACCAUGACCACAAUAGAGGAACUGUUACGAACUAUGUACCAGGAGCAGGCAGCGGAGGAGGCUUCCAGGAUGGCAGCUUCCAUGGAGGAGGUGGAGGAGGAGGAGGAGGAGCCAAGAUGGAGCAGGAGGUGUUGGCGGAUGGUAGUGAACGAGCUGGAAAUUUGGGUUAUGAUUGUCAGCCUGUGGUGGAACGGGGUAUCGUUUAUUCUGAAAGGACUGCUUCUUCCACCAUGGCGUCGGCUCUGGCGCCGGCAAAUAAUGCCACGUUGGCGACGCCUCCGUGCACAGUAAUGGCUCCUGGUAUGAAUGCCACAAUGGCUCCUGGUAGCGGAUCAGUUAUGGCACCUGGUAUAAAUGCAGCUAUGGCUCAUGGUAGCAGUUCUGCUAUGCCUCCAGGUAGCAAUUCAGUAAUGGCUCCUGGUAGCAACACAACUAUGGGGCCUGGUAGUGUAGGAGGAGGUAACAUGAAAGCAAUGACAACAUUCUAUGGAUUCCAAAAUGUUGUAUCAGCAGCAGCAGCAGCACCUCCUCCUCCACUAUCAGCUCCUGCCAACUACCAGGCGGCAGCAACCAGCCAUCGGGGUGUGCCAUUUAUGCUGAAACAGCAGAAUCGUGAUGAUUUUGGUCCUGGACCGAAUAAUGGUGGUUUUCUAGGUGUGAUACCAAACGGUGGCAGUGAAAUGGUGCGUUGUGAUUCAGUGCGGUCAGAGUCGAGUUGUAGUAGUAUGAGCAGCUCUUCGGAGGCUGUGCAGUCCUUCAAUGAAAUGUCAAUGAAUGGUGGCAGUAUGUCGGUCAAUGGAGGCCAUGUAAUGGUUAAUGGUGGUAGUGUGGCGCGUAGUGCGGUGGUGAACCCUGGUACUAGUGAUGCAGUCAACUGCAUGCAGCCCAAUCCCAAUGUGAGCGUGCCCACUGGAUGGAAGCGGUUACUCAGCAAUGGUGUCAUCAUCUAUGUCAGCCCGAGCAACACGGCACUGCGCUCUCUGGAGCAGGUGAAAACCUACCUGCAGACGCAGGGCACGUGUAAAUGCGGUCUGGAGUGUCCGCUCAACUGCGAUAUUGUAUUCAACUUCGAUCCAAAGGUUGCAAGUAAACCAUGGAGCGCUGGGGCGCCUCCGAACCACCUGACGGGACUCUGCAAUCACAAGCGGAAAGCGAUCGCCCAGUAUCACGACAUCAAGAAGCUGGAAUCGGCAGUGCGGAGGAAGAAGAGGAAGACAGGGGUGGUGGGAGCAGGACUGGGAGGGGGCAUGCCCCAAUAUGGCGGAGGGGCGUCGGUGUCGCAGAUACUUGCUCAGAGAGAGAGGGAGCAACGCAAUUCCAAAGAGGGAGAACAGCAGCAACAUGCUUGGAACGAUGGCACACCAAUGCCGGCUGGCUCUUCACCUGUCAUCAUCCAGAACAACAUGAUCGUGAACCCUGCCAACGGAAGGGUGCAAUACCCACCUGGGUACCACGAGCAUGGCAGCAAUGCGAUGACGUCAUCACAGCCCCAGCCACAACCUCCUACAUCACAACAACAGUAUUUCCGCUUCAAUCCGGCCAGUCAACAAACCCACAACUCAGCGCUAGUUGACAAUGAUGUAAUGUGCAACCCCAAUCAGAACCCUAACGAAUUUUCUGGUGCAUCAAAUGCCUUCAACCAUCCACCGAAUGUGGCUAUGACGCCAAUGGAUGGCUGUGAACCAGGGAAUUCUCCCCUAAUGUUGCAAGAUGGCUGUGCCACAAAUGGGACACCACAAAGUGGUGUUAUGGUGGGGCACAAUAGUCAACAGCAUGGACAGAAUUUUAUGCCAAUGCAACAAAACAAUGUGCAAAGGUUGGAUGGUAGUGGUAACAGUAUGCAGCAAAAUUGUGUUCAAGUGGCAAAGCCACAUGUGAUGCAGCAACAGCCACAACAGCAACAACAACAACAACAGGUGUUCAUGCCAAACCAGGAAAGUAUGCACGUGAUGAAUCAUCAAAUGAUACAACAUCACCAGCAGAUGCAACAUAGUCAGCAGCUACAACAACAUCACCCACAUCAUCAAGUCUCACAACAGCAGCAGCUGCAGCAGGUGCAACAACAGCAACAGCAUAAUCAAAAUCAACAACAGAUGCAGUUGCAGCAGGUGCAACAACAGCAACAGCAAAUGCAGUUGCAACAAAUUCAUCAGAAUCAUCAACAGCAGCAGAUUCAGAAUCAGCAUCACCAGCAGCAACAGCAGUUUCAACAACAACAGCAGCAGCAGCAGCAGCAUCAAAUGCAGCAACAGAAUCAGUAUCAAACCAAUCAUCACUCUGCAACAGUUCCUAUCCAGCACAAUAGUGCUAUUCCUACACAUAUCAUUAAUAAUUCUGCAUCUUCCUCAUCUCCCAGGCCUAGUAAUCCGCAUGUAGUUUGUCAGACUGGGCAAAGUAUGUCUGUUCCACAUCAGAAUGUUGUUGACCCAAGCAGGAUGAACCAACAGUUUCAUGCUCAAAAUCAACAACAUCAUAUUAGACAGCAGUUGGCACAACAUCAUGUGCAACUUGAUCAAGGAAAAGUUGAGCAACACGUUCAUGUAGUUGAUGGUAACAAAAUGAAUUGCAACCAGCAAGCAUCAAAAACGAAUAUUGGUGGUACACAAGUACUACUCACCUCUGGAUUGAAUAAUAGAGGUAUUGUCUGUGAUAAUAAUUACUCAUCAAUGCAGCAGGCUGCAAACCAAAAUGAGAUGAUGCAACAUCAGCAAUCUUCUGCACCAACAGCUAUGAUCCUGCAAACAUCACAAGGUCAGGUUAUGAUACCAACUGCACAAGCCAUGGCAUCUGGCAUGCUGGUACAAAGUCAGCCAGCCAACCAGAAUGCCAGUAAUCAGAAUAAUCAAGUACAUAUUGGACAAAGUCCAGCAGUGGUUAUGCAAGGUGGUGGUCAUGGCAGUCAAGGACAGGCCACCAUGGUGUUGCAUCACCACAAUCCCCAACAAGGUCUGCAGGUUCAGACAGUGGUUGGAGGUCAGCAACAUCACAUGCCUGUAAAUCAUCAACAACAUCAUGUUGUGCCUUCAAGUGGCAGCAAUGUUAUGCCUGCUGGUACAGGUGUAAGCAAACAACAGCAUCAACAACAUUGGCAUCAGAAUAAACAACAGGUGCAGAUACAAAAUCAACAGAUAGGUCAGCAUGUGAUGGUUAGUAAUCAACAGGGACAACAACAACAACAACAUCAGCAGCAACAAAAUAUCAUACAACAACAUCCUAAUAAUCCAUAUGAAAGGGUUCCUCCUCUGCAUCACCUCCAACAACACCAGCAGACUCCAGUUUGGCAGCAACAUUCAGUUGAAGAUAAUACAAAGAAAAAGCAUAGUAAGGUGCAGAAUAGAACUAACCUUGUAAAAAAACAGAGACCAUCACCCUACAGUCAUGAUAGUAGUCAUCAUGGUAGUGGAAACAGUGAACCCUGUCCAAAUGUUGAUGUAAGAAACCUGCAUAAUGAUCAGAAAAACAAUAGUCAGCCAAUAAUUUUCAAUAAUGUUCCUUCAUUCAUGGAAGACCCGAGUGGCUAUUUGGCUCAACAGACAGCAUUGUUGAACAGUACCAUCUCAAGACAAACAGGAGCACACAGCUCCAACAUGAUGUGUCACAGUCCUUGUGGUGGCAAUCAGAGCCAAAACUCUCCUGAUCAUAUGUUAGUCAAUGUACCCACCAGUGCCUGUUCGCCUCUUAGUAACCAAGGAGUUCCUGUACCCAGUAAUGUGAUGCAUAAGAAUCAACAGGCUGUCAGGAAUAGUCAGAUGAUGAAUACAGUGAAAGUGUACAGGAGUAAUUCAGUAUCAUCAACUGGGAGUAUGUCUUAUCAGAGCCAAUCACAGCCUGGAACUCCUGAUAGUAGUGAUGUGUCUAGUGAGAAAUCCCAACCUCAACAGAAUAGGAAUGAUGGAAAUAACCUGCAAGGUACUGUUCAUAUAAUACAUAAACAAAUGGAUGAUAGUCCAGUUACAUCAUCAACAUUCAUUGACCAACGUGGACAUCACAAUUCAAAUCCAUUGUCUGACUCUAGAGGUCCCAUUCAAGGAGGUACAGUCAGCACAAGUAACAGAUCACCUGUUGAAGGCGUACACAGGGUACAACCACCUGAUAUAUCAUCACCCAGUGAACGUGGAACCCCCACUUCAUCAACACAGAUCUGCCGCAGUUCACCUGAAUCACCUACCACUCAGAAUAUUCUGGUUUCAGUUUCAUCUCCUUUUGUAAAUCAUUCUGCAAGUCCUAUAAUUUUGACAUCUCAUCCUAACGUUGUGAUUAGUAGAGCCAGUGAGCCUAGACACCAUCAACAGCCUCAGCAGUUGAGUAUCAACAUACAGGUGCAAGAUGUGGCUGGACAUAGGAUACCAGCAAUUGUUACGACUAUGGCAAGUGGGCAUACAGUCAGUAGUAACACUAUUACAUCUGUUUUAGCAGGUAGAGCUAAUACAGCUACAGUAUCAGUGAACAAUCCCAGUACUCAGCCUUCUCAGACAGCUACUCCUCCAGUAUUAACCAAUCAGGUGGCAGCUCAAAACCAGGUGGCUAAGUCUCCCUUAGAAAUGGUGCAAAGUGUGGUCAGUAGUAUUCAAGUGCCCAAUGUGUCAACUGCUCAUACAGAAACAGCUGUUCUAAAACAAGCUACUGGCCAUAAUUUACCUCCUGGACAUAUUCUUGUUUCAAGUAAUGGGCAGUUGUUGGUUGCAAACACCAAUGGUGGACCACCAGCAAUUUUGUCACCUCAGCAGAAUAUUGCUAAAAUUGGAGGAAACUCACCAAUGCCUCCCAUGAGUGGUAAUUCAAUUGUUACAAAUGUUACUGGUGCUGUCACCCAGAUGAUACCAGCUGUAGGUGUUACACAACAAGUUCUGGGACAACCAACAGUUCUUGUGAAUGCACUUCCAGCUCCACUACUGUUCCAGCCCAGUGUUAUGACUGUUGAUGGCACCAUGAAUGCUGUACAGAUCCCUCAUCUGGCUGUGGCAACCAACAACACAAUGCUGCAACAUGGACAGAUGUUAGAUGAGGCCAGGGUGCAACAAAAUGGUGCAUUUUCACCCAGAACACAGCAGGCUCUGUUGUCUCCAGAUAGUGCGAAUGGUAAGCGGAAGGCAAACCUCAAGAAACGCAAAGUAUCCCCUCAAACUGUUGCAAAUAUGUUGCACAUUGCUGCACAACAAACCUCACCAACAGCUGGAGCAACAGGAAUGGUUGUACAACAGCCACAACCGCAACAGAGCUUCCAAAGCUCUGCUCCAAUGCUUCAAGCACUCACAAUUUUACCCAGUAAAUCUGGACAUCUUGGUGGAACCCAACAGCUAAUUGCCACUACAAACGUUCUCCAGCCUUUGAAUUUUGUACAAAAUUUUCCAACAAUUCAACAGUUCAUUGUGCCCGCUGGUUUGGGUGGUAUGGUGAUGGCUACUGGGGAUGGCACAGCCACACUGUUGCAGCCAGAGGCAGUGCAGCUGAAUGUGCUGACACAAGUACCAGUGCAGGGUCCCACUGGCACUGUGUUCAGUCAUGCUGGUGGACAGAGUAUUCUGACAGGACCAGCAGGGAUGGUCAUCAGGACACCCAAUGCCAAUCAAAAUGCACCCAAGGUACAGCAUGUUGGACAAGGUGGUCAACAGUUUAUCGCCAACUCUCCCAACCAGUUUUUGAUGCAAUCAAGUCCUGCAGCAACAUUUAGUGGACAAUUGAGUCCUAUGCUGAAUGUCAGUCCCACCAGUCAGCCAAUACACACUUUCAAUACAACUGGGAACGUUCAGCGCAACCAAACCAGGCAACCACAGGAGUUCAUACAGUGUGGUCAAACGUUGAUGGUUCCUUGUUCUAUUCCCCAGGCAUCCCCAGCACCACAGAACACCACAGUCGUCCAACAGAACACCACCAUUGUUCAACAGCAAACCACUAUGGUGUCCAACAAUCAGGGAUGUGACCAGAAUCAAGGAGCUUCUGCCAAUUCCUCUUCAUCGUCUUCCUCAUCUAGUUUGAGUCUCAAUCACCAUAAUUUCAUUUUGAACAAUGCGGAUGGCAAACAGGGAAAUUUUAUCAUCACUACUGACAAACAGAACCAGGGAAAUUUUAUUCUGAGCCCCAACCCUGACAACAAAGGGACACAUAUAAUUUUGAAUAAUAUCAGUCCCAAUCAUGAUAAGCAGCAGACUCAACAGUGUAGUGGGUUUCUGAUUAGUCAGUCAACAGAUAAGAACGGACAGAUUUGUGAUAAUUUUAUCUUGACUAACUCAAGUUUGACAGGAGAUAAAGGUGGGGGUAGCUUUGUGUUAAGCACCCAGCAAACAAUGGGGAGUUCUGUGCAGGGGGAUAAAUUGUCAAAGUUUGCUAAACAUUCAGUUUCUACACAGACCGCGGCCAAUCAACAACAACAGCAACAGUUGCAGCAGCAGCAGCAGCAGCAGCAACAACAACAACAGCAACAACAGGUGGGUGGUGUUGUUCCGCAACCGGUGGCACUGAUUGUGGCGACAAGUAACACGUUUUCGCAGACGACAGCGUCGUACAGCGGGAGUCCUCCGGAUACGACCACUCAUAGUCCGGUGAGUGGAGGAGGGUCGUCUUCACAGAGUCCCGGAUUUCAGCUUCACGGAACGGAACUGCCGUCAAGUUCGAUGUGCAGUGCUGCGGACGAGAGUGGAGUGUCGUCGCCGACGUCGACCAGUGACGUGCGGGCGAGGCAGCAGCCGAUGGUGCAGUGUGUGUCGAGCAGCAACGAACAGGACUCGCCGCCGGCGCACGAGUGGCAAGGCAACGACACGUCCACCCCUGUCAUCACCGGAACCAGUGGCCGAGGAGGGAGUGGAAGCAUGAAAACAGUGUCAGUUAGUUCGUGUGUGGAGUCGAGUACAGUGCAACAGUAUGAGGAGGAACGUCUGCUCAAGAAUUCUGCUGAUGAAUCACUAUCACAUCAGGUGUACCAAUAUCAUGGCAUGAAUCGGGUACCAAAGCGCAAACAUUCGCAGAUUUGUUCUGACAAUGAGGCUAGGAUACACACAUCAACCUUAUCUCCUGAAGAUGACGAUGAUGACAGCGGAAGCCAGGCGUCGGAGGACUCGACCGGGGACGGCUCGUCGGAUUGUGGCGCGGUGGGCGCAGGCGCCCUGGUGUGGGGCGCCGCCCGAGGUUUUCCCUCGUGGCCGGGUAAGCUGGUGGGGCCUGCGCCCACUGUGGGCCGCGUGUGGGUCAGGUGGUUCGGCAACCAGGGCCAGCUCAGUGAGGUGGAACCCCAUCGGCUCAAGACUCUGUCGCAGGGUUUGGAGGCGCAUCACAGGGCCCGAAGGAAGUUUCGCAAAAGCCGUAAGCUGAACAGCCAGCUGGAGAACGCAAUUCAGGAGGCGAUGGUCGAAUUGGACCGAAUGAGUGAAACGCCACAACAGGGUCCGCCAAGGCCUCCUCAAUCGCAGCUCUGCAAGGGCACAACAGUUCACCAGACGGCCGCUGCUAGCGCUAGUAGCAGCAGCAGUAGUCGAUUGCGGAGAACUCAUCACCGCUAGAACAACAUCCAUCUUCUGCACUACAAAUUAAAUUAUUACAUCAAGGAAAAGUUGAUAAUUUUGUGGACUAAAUUCGAUCCGAGAAGGAAAGGAAGAUUAAUAUCUACGUGGACUAUGAAUCAAGUGAAACUAAACCAUAAUUAUUUUCGUGCACUUCUGAAUCUCUAAUUAAAGGUAAAGCUUGGUCAGAAUUAGUCAUGAGCACUAAUGAUUCCAUUCUUGAGAAAUGCUUUUAUCAGGUCAGUUUUGUUCCAAUAAAACAGAAAAAAGAGGAAACAUCUGGAAACUAAGUUUGUUUUUGUUUUGAAAUAAGAACGAAAGCCUGUUCUGUUUGAAAACAGCAAGAAAUCAUUGAAUAUAAAAACAGAAGUUUGUUGUUUUAAAAUAUAAAUUACAUUGUAGUGUCAAUGUAUUGUAAAACAAAAAUAAGGUUUUGUUUAGAAGAUAAACUAGAGUGUGUUCUAUGAAUGGUUACCGAUACCAUCGUUUAAUGCUCGAUGGUGAGUUUACAGUAUUAAAUUUAUUUUAUUUUUUGUAAUAGCUAUUUAGAAAUUGUGUAAAAGUUUCAGGGAGAAUGGUGUGCCAUUACUUUUCGAAGAGUAUUAGAUUUGUUGUUUGAAAUCGGGGUUUGUUUGGAGCUGAGUUAUAAAAUGUUUAGUGGUUUAUGAAAUGGAAAAAUAUUCCAGUUAUUUUAAUUUACAUUUUUAGAUACUUUAUAGGAGUUUGAUUCUCUUACUGGAUUGCACUGGGAUAGUUUUUAAACUUAGAUUAGCACAAUGCUAAGUAGAUUAUAUUAUGAUUACUAAUCCAAGUUAGUUCAUUCUGGUUAGUGCAACCCAUUAGCAGUUAUUUUCAGAUUAUCUGUUAUCAAGUGAGCUGUGGCAUUGAUAUUAACUUGAAAAUAGUCAUUGAUUUAAGCUAAAGCUUAUUUAUUAUACAUUUAUUUAUAAUAAUAGUUUGUCAUUAUGUUAAUAAUGAUUUCCUCUGCUCUAUAUUACACCAUUCAUGUUACAACUUUAUGGCACACCGUUUGAUCAUGAAAAUCCAACAUCUGCUUCAAAUUUUGAUGAAUUUUCAUCUAUUAUUUGAAAAAAAGUUCAAUUAUUAGGUGUAUAUAUCAACUAACCAAUUUUCAACUGGAUUAGGGCUUAAAAAGUUUCAUAGCUGGCAGAAUAUUUAAAAUGUAUACUCUCAUAAGAUGUAUUUAUUUACAAAAAUAAAUGUUUCCUUCGUUCAACAGUAACGAAUUAGAACAAUAUUAUUUAUGUUCCAAUAAUAGAGCUUUUCUCUAUGAAAUAUUUCUAUUCUAGGCGCUUUUAUUAAUUUAAUUUAUUGUAUUUGUACACUAAACUUGUAUUCAUUUUUCACACCCUUUUGUAUUUCAUCUUCACAGUUAUUUUUUUAGCUGUUUUAUUUGUCAUACAUCGCCAUGAACAUAACAUCACAAAAGAAAGAUAUUCAUCAAAUUUAAGAAUGAAAAUUGUAAAUUAUUCAAAGAAUACUCAAGUCUUGCCAUUUAUAUUACAUAUACGGUCUUCCAAAGACAUGCUUCUACCUUAUGAAGGUAACCAGUUACUUCCCCAAUAAAUUAUUGCAUUAUAUGUAUUAUUUUUGCAAAAGGAUUUAUUAAUCCAUCAGAUAUGGUGUAGUUUAAAGAACUGUAGAUAGUUAUUGUUUAAAUACUAGUAAUUUUUUAACCGAUUCUAAAAAUAUUCUUCAACUAUAUUUCCCUAAACUAGUCUUUCCCACAACUAAGUUUCUUCCAAGUAUAUUUCCAUUCAUCAAUUGAAAAACGCAUAAAUGAAAAACUAUACUAUCUUUCCAUAUUUUUAUUCUGCAUUCAUGAAUUUAAGUGUAAGUCUCUAAGCUAAAUCUCUUCCAUUUGUUUGAAUUAUUUCUUAGCCGUUAAAUAUCAAAUUUUAUCAUAUCUUAUCAAUCCUAUAAGUUUUUUGAAACUCACAAAUGUCUUCGUUCAAUGAUACGAGUAUUAUCAAAUCUCUGUGUUUAAAAUCUAUUGAACAUUGCUUUUUGCAUUGUUUUAGAUGGCAUAAAACUAUUACUGAAAGGACUUCAUUUGACCAACAAUAAUAUUUAUAGAAUAUAUUCCACUUUUUAUCCUCCCUACAUCAUAGUUCUCAAUAUAUUUAUCCUCUCUUUAGAUAUUUCUAAUCGCCCAAACAUAGUCACAAACAAAAAUGAAAAACUUAAUAACUGAUUGAUUUAUUAAUUAAUUUUUGUCCUAUUUUAUCAACUUACUCUAUUGAGUGUGGAGUCAGAUCCCCAGGUCCUCUCUGUCACUCAACCAUAAAGCUUAAGAUCAGUUUUAAAGUAAUAAUAUUCUACAUUCGUUACUACAUUUCUUAAAAAAUUAUAGUACUCUAUUAAAAAGUGGAAUGUGUUUAAAAAUAAAUUAUUUUUUUUAUUCUCGUUUGAACGAAUUUCUUUCCACCAGUAGAUAGCCUUAUAGAAAUAGACUUAUCCUACUAUGAAAUGCAUUACUCCUGCAAUCGCACUGAUCUACAAUAUUAUCAUAGGUUAUAAUUUAAUUAACCACUUAAUGAUUUUUCCAACUAAGACUCCAUGGCAAAUACUCCAUUACAAGAUGUAAUACUUCAAUGCAAAUACACUGAUUAGUAGUUAUGUAUUUUAAUUAUAUUUUUUCCACGUAUUUAUAAUAAUUAUUUUCACAAUUUGUUUCACAAAUUUAGUUACUGUUAGUUGUGUGAAUAAGCACCCUGUUUGUAUAGUGUCUAUUAUUAGAAGAAUUUCUCUACUGUAUUUUAAUUGAGUUUGAGCUUCCAAUAUUAAAUAUUUCCAACCUUUCGCUAUGAAGAUUAUAAUAUUCCUGUUACUUUCUUUUGUACUCUGAAUAACUUUUUUAAAUCAAGACCCCUAUCCAAACUUAUCCUUGAAGAGCAAUCUUUUAAAUCAUUCUUCUCAAUUAAUUACAAAUCUGCAGGGCAAAAUGAGAAUACCAUUGGUUCAUCACAAUACAAGUCUUACAAUAUGUGAACACCACUUCUAUAAGAACUAAUGUUAUACUAUGCUGCUCAACAGAUCACAAAUUCAUUGGCAAAGCAGUUAAAACUGCUUUUAAACUUUGAAUAAUAUGAACUAACUUACAUUGACAUGCAAUUAUAUAAUAAUAUAAAUAUAUUUGAUCAACUUAGAACUACCCUCUGACUACUAGGAGUCUUUAAGAUACAUGCUAUUGAUAUUUCUAGAGUACAAUAGGUCUUGAAAAUUCAAAUGGGCAUUACUUCACUCAUAAAAUUUUCUUAAAACGCUUGACUGAAGGCUUUUUUCAAUUUUUUCAGAGUCAAUUCAGGUAACAUGAAUACUUCCUGUUUAAAUUCCUGUUUUUCAUUUGUUAUUAAUAUAAGUUUUGUACUUCCUAUGUCAGUUGUUCAACAAUGUAGUCUUCAUCUCAAUGAUAUUAUUAAGUUUAAUCUUCCAAUUUUUAACAUUUUUGUUUAAAUUAUAAUAGAAAUCUCCAAUGUUUUUAAUCAUGAAUUCAGUAUAGUAGGCUAUUAUUAUUAUUGAUAUUAUUUUUAAUUUUUACAGAAGUAGCGGUAAUCAUACGUUGCUAUGACAAACUAAAUAAUAUUCUGUUGAUAACAGUGUUGUGGUCGUUUAAAGAGUUUUGGAAUUAAUUUGUAGGUCAAUAAUAUUCCUAUAAAAUCAUUAAAUAUUUCAUACAGUAAUACUAAUAUCAGUGUGAGACCAAAAUAUGAUAUCCAUUUUGUUGGUUUGUACGAUAGAUAAUGAGAAUAGUUUUUAGAGUAAUAUAAUGCCAUAACUAUUGAUAAAAUAUAUAUAUUUUGGAUACAAUUAUCUUUUUAAUCGACUGACAGAGACAGAAUACGAGAGAUGACAAAAGUUAGAUUGUUAGGUUAGGUUAGCCUAUUGGGACAAUAGAUUGUUCUCGACCCCUCGCUUACUGGCCUUAUCCUUCAUGAUUAGAAUGAUUUUUUGUAGUCAUUGAAAUGAUUCUUGGAGUUUUUGAGAUCAUUUUUGGAGCCUGUAGAAUCAUUUUUGAGGACCUGUAAUUAUUUUAAAGUCUAGUGAUUUUUAUAGAGAACAGCAUUAUAUAACACGUCCUGUGAUUUUAAUGUAUUUCAGUAGUACGGAUUUUCAUCAAUUUUUCCCCACUUUGUUGAUUUUUUGUUACACGUCAAGCACCUAAAACAUUUAACGCUUCUAUUACUAUACUCAUUAAACAUUUAUUGCUUUUACUAAAUAAGAACUAGAUCACUGUAUUUUUUUUGUAAAUAAUAUACAGUAGUUCACAAGAUUUAACUAAGAUAUUGUUUGUAAAUAUACAUAAGUGUCAUCAUACGUAGUAGCUAGGAGUUAUUCAAAUACAGUAAUAUUAUUAUACACUAUUUUAUUAAUAUUAACUAUUAAUAUGUUGUAAUAAUACUCAAUUAUGUAAUGAAUUCAUUAAUUGUUGUAUGUAUAUAAUCCUCCCCUAUUACAUAAUAUUAUUAUUGUGUAUGAGCUCUAUGUAUUGAAAUACAUAUAAAUAAUAAUAUAUAAACAUUAUUGUAUAUAUUAUAAUAAGUUAUGAUGAGAUUGAAUUGAUCAACUGGUUAUGUAUGUAUUAUGUAAUUCUGCCGCUAACAAUUUUGAAUAUUAUUUGUAGAUAUUGAUAUUUUAGUUUUGUUUUAAUAAUUACACGGUUAUAGAUUUUUAAUUGUU